Messenger RNA from Leguminivora glycinivorella, 1981 nucleotides. RefSeq names its product O-acyltransferase like protein-like. The transcript has 12 exons. Gene Ontology annotation, molecular function: acyltransferase activity, transferring groups other than amino-acyl groups. NCBI's taxonomy places the organism in Eukaryota, Metazoa, Arthropoda, Insecta, Lepidoptera, Tortricidae. The record is from RefSeq and is a predicted model, not a curated record. Bases 229 to 1857 code for a protein of 542 amino acids.
CCCGCCUUGGGUCCCGUCCCGCCCAGAAUUAAAGACGCAGUACUGCUUAGCAGAUAUCGUGUUGGAAAGAACGGAUAAUGCUGUUAAAAAACGGUAUAUGGGUGUACAUCCGGAUCAGUCGGUACUGGAUUAUUUAGAGAUCCACCCACCUCACAUGCGGCCCUGAACGAGCUGACCUGGGGCGUUUGCGUGCCAGCCUCCUGCGGCCCCGGCUCCGUUGAGCGAGUGAUGAGAAUCUUGCUCGCGCGCAGCCAUCUUGGAAUAGCGGGGAUCCGGCCGAUGAUCACAACAGGGACGUGUCAGAAGCAGGGACAGGAGAGGCCUUAUGAUGCUGUGUUUUGGGCAUUCAUAGCUGUUGUGGUUGCCCUAAUUUUUACAUCAUUGCUCUGCACCUAUCUUAACAGUGGAAGAUUCCAGUCUGAGCCAAAAACACUAAAAGAUGACGUCAUAGAAGCAUUCUGCCUCAGGGAGAACGCAAAUAAUCUUCUGAAAAUGCACAAGGAUGGCAUCGAAGUGUUCUACGGCAUUAGAUUCUUGGGUCUGUGCGGGAUUGUCAUUGUGCAUGAAAUAGGCAUAUUUAAUUCAGGGGCUGUGAGUAAUGGGAAGCAAGUCGAUCAGACAGCUCCCGGUCCCAUAGGCUGGAUCAUCUUCCACGAUGACCUGUUUGUCGACACGUUUUUCCUGCUCUCCGGGUUCCUGACAGCGACGACCUUCAGCCAGAUGAAGAGGUUCCCCAACCCGCUGUUCGGCAUUUUGAAGAGAUAUGUCAGGCUGGUACCAGCGUUUGCCAUAGUGGUAUUCUUCGUCAGCGCAGUAUUCCCAUACAUGGGUUCAGGACCGAUGUGGCCGAAGGUCGUUGACCUCGAAACUGCCUACUGCCGCAAGAAUUGGUGGCUGAGUCUGCUCAUGUUGAAUAACUACAUCGAUAGUGAGCACAUCUGUAUCGUGGCCUCGUGGUACAUCCCCUGCGACUUUCACUUCUCCUGUGCCGCCAUCAUCCUAUACUGGCUGUACAUGCGUCAGCCAAAGCUCGGCCUAGUCUGCGCCGGCGCCGUCUCAGUCGCGUCAAUCUUGGUGCCCGGCGUGUUGACUUACAUGUACAACUGGAACCCUAUUCAAUUGUUCACCUACGAGUUUGUCGCAGACCCACGAGGCAGCCCGGACUUUCACCACAUGUACAUCAAGAGUCACCAUCGCGCAGCCGCCUACAUCGUCGGCUUCUUCAGCGGAUUCAUCUUUAUUAGGAACAAGAGAGAGAAUGCUAUGAGGAUCUCAAAGAAAUGGGCUAUACUCGGUACUGUAACCGGCCUCGUCAUCAUGUUUGCUAUGCUCGUCACCGGGACUACUUUCCUGUGGCGGGACUACCACCCAAUAGAGGGCGCUGUUUACGCGGCGAUUAACCGACCCCUCUGGGCGGCAGGAGCCGCUAUGCUGGUGCUAUGUUGCUCUUUGGGAUACGUCCCUCUUAUAAAAGCCGGCCUAAGUUGGUACGUGUGGGUGCCGCUGAGCAGGUUGGCUUACGGGGUCUAUUUGACCCACACCCUCAUCUACAUAAGAAGCGUGUUCGUCGCUCGAAACUCUCAGCACUACGAUUAUGGCGACAUAUUCACUGCGGCUGCGGGUGUCAUAUUCUGGAGCUGCAUAGCCGCUUUUGUCAUCUGGUUGAUAGUUGAGGCGCCUGCCAUUCGGUUGUUUGACGUCUUUAUCAAACGGGUGCUCAUGAAAAACACGAGGGAAAGAAAAACAGAAGAAAAGUCGGCCACGCAAGAAUCGAGUAUCAACAGUAGUCCAGGCACCAGUUCGGGGCAUUUACACGACAACUUGCCUACUAAUGUACAGUUUUCGUCUAAAGUGUAGACAUAUUUUGGACAAAACUAUUUACUACAGCUUGGCAAAAAAGUAGAAAAGGAACUUUUUUUUUAACAUAGUAACACUUAUACUGGGCGUGUGGUCUAGUGGUGAAGACGUUAACCGCGUAAGC